Amphiprion ocellaris (clown anemonefish) is the source of this 1663-nucleotide messenger RNA. RefSeq names its product chromobox homolog 3a (HP1 gamma homolog, Drosophila) (gene cbx3a). Gene Ontology annotation, biological process: negative regulation of transcription by RNA polymerase II; chromatin organization. Bases 513 to 1178 code for a protein of 221 amino acids. Gene Ontology annotation, cellular component: nucleus; pericentric heterochromatin. The transcript has 5 exons. Gene Ontology annotation, molecular function: chromatin binding. NCBI's taxonomy places the organism in Eukaryota, Metazoa, Chordata, Actinopteri, Pomacentridae. The record is from RefSeq and is a predicted model, not a curated record.
ACCAUAAACGAUGCAUCAUGCAAUGUUCGUGCAUAAUUUGAUUGCUUUACUAAAGCAAAACAACGGGUUGCAUGCUAAUGGUUUUAUAAAUUGGGCCAUGUUGCAGGCAAAGCAGUCUGCGCAGAGACCACAGCAACAUGAGCUGCGCUAUUGUUUCAAUUCUACUGCAAUAUUUUGACUUAAACGACGUCAGUUAGCUUAAAAGUAGAAGUGCUUAUUCCAGAUGUUAUGCUAGCUGUAUCAGCGACGUUUGAUGUUUGUUUAUUUGUGCGUAUUUGUGUUGGAGAGCGGGCGUUUAGCUUUGUUACGUUUUUGCAAUUGCUAAAUGUAACUAAGCUGUGCUUUUUCGUCAUACCACCAUCUUAAUUAAUGCUCGGUUGCAGGUGGCACCGUAAAGUCGAGGAAAUAUUGGCCCUAAAUGAUCGCUGCAGUUAGCCCGCCGGCUAACUAUUAUUGUAUUUGGCUAGCUCUGAACGCCACAUGACGCUUGCGCUAAUUAGCGCUAUUUUCGCAUGAUUAAGUGGUGUGUUGGCGUUGCUGUGUCCGAGUUGUUGUGUACGUGUACGCUAGUGGCCAUGUAUUUCAACCACAAAAUAAUGACAGAAGAAUUUACACUGGCGUUACCGCACUCCUCCUUGUUUUUACAGCAAGAAAUGGGCAAGAAGCAGAACACCAAGACUAAGAAGGAUGCCCAAGAUACGCAAGACGAACCUGAGGAGUUUGUUGUGGAAAAAGUCCUCGACCAGCGUCUUGUUAAUGGGAAAGUAGAAUUCUUCCUGAAGUGGAAAGGAUUUACAGAUGCUGAUAAUACCUGGGAGCCUGAGGAGAACCUUGACUGCCCAGAGCUGAUUUCAGCAUUUUUGGAAGCACAGAAGAACGUAAAGGAGAAGCCUGCUCCUGUUAAGAGGAAGGCAUCCACAGAUGAGCCAGAGACGGAAUCGAAGAAGAAAGACGUGGCUGAGAAACCACGUGGCUUUGCCAGGAACCUUGAACCAGAACGAAUCAUUGGUGCAACAGACAGUAGUGGGGAGUUGAUGUUCUUGAUGAAAUGGAAAGACUCAGAUGAAGCAGAUUUGGUCCCAGCCCGUGAGGCCAACACUCGUUGCCCUCAGGUGGUCAUAUCCUUUUAUGAGGAGAGACUGACAUGGCAUUCUUGUCCAGAAGAUGAAGCGCAGUAGUGUUCCCUUUGGUCACUGCAGUCCCUUGAAACACCUGCACCCUUUCCUCAGGACUGGAUUCUCUCCUCUGGCUUACCUUCUAGUUUUAGCUAGUUAGUUAUUUUUGAAGAUGAUUGAAUGUUCGCGUUGUUUGGUCAGAGAAAGUUGUUGUCAUGUCGUACAUUUUCUGCAAAACUGAUUGAGAGAACAGGUGAUGGUGUUGUCAUGUAUAAUGAAAGAAGUCCUUCGGUAUCUUUAAGAUUGAUUGGUUCUUUUGAUAGACCUACCACCACACACAUUCAUACCCGUUCAAAUGUUCUGGAUUCUAUAUAAUGGCUGCUUUAAUCUGUUAAACUUUCAAUCACCUCUUUCUAUGACCUUCAGUCUCGUAUGUUUUUUUGUUGUUGUUGUUUUUCACUAUAAUACUGGUGAUGUUUUGUUUCAGAAGUGCAUUUUGUAUCUGUAAAUACUAUUUUAAGUUCUAAUAAAGGUUUUAUGUGGCCAAA